Messenger RNA from Oldenlandia corymbosa var. corymbosa, 4159 nucleotides. The record is from the annotation of a GenBank genome assembly. Lineage: Eukaryota; Viridiplantae; Streptophyta; Magnoliopsida; Gentianales; Rubiaceae.
UUUCUGUCUGCCAAUAUGAACACUCUCUCUCUCUCUCUCACUCAUUUAUUAUACAUAUAUAUGCCAUUGGAUUAUCCAAUAUCCCAUAUCCAUCCAUCCAGUUGCGAAUCAAACUCCCGAUUCGCUUCCACCAGAAUUCGGUCUUUUUGUUCUUUUAUCAGAUCAUAUUUUCUCCUCUGAAUUCUGAAUUAUUAAUAAAUUAUUUUCACCUUUUCCAUGAGAGUUCCUGGCGUUUCCGCAACUCUAUAUAGCUCUCCUUGUUGGUCCUUUCAUCCACGUAUGUCCUCAAUUUUUCUGGGUUCGCCAAACUUUCUCGAAACCUUCUUCUUCUUCUCCAAUUACAAACCACCCAACAAGAUUCAGACUUUAACCAUGGCCGCCUGUAUUCAUUCUUCAAGAACACAACAAAACCCUGUAAAUCGACCCCCCAGAAAAAGCCCCCAAAUUGACGAUCAAAUCUGUCACAAUUACAUAAAUUAUUGCAGAGCAAGUUACCCGGGCCUCGUUUCUUCCCGACCCAUUUGUGAGGAGGAGGCCAAAAGCGUGUACAUCCCUUCAGAUUUUGGCAGCAUUGAUGAUGCUGGCGAAAAGGAUGAGGAUAAUUUGUGGCUAAGGAUGAAAAAUGAGGCAAGAUUGGAUAUUUUGCACGAGCCGGUUUUGUCAAGUUACUAUUUUGAUUCCAUUAUCAAACAUGAUUCUAUGGCGAAUGCUUUAGCUAAUCAUUUGUCCAUAAAGCUGAGUAAUUCUAGCCUUCCUAGUGGCACGUUGUAUGAUGUCUUUGUAGGGGUGUUGGCUGAGGAUCCCGAGAUUUUGGGGGCUGUUCAGGAUGAUUUGAGGGCUGUUAAAGAAAGGGACCCUGCUUGUAUUAGUUAUGUUCACUGUUUUUUGAGUUUCAAAGGGUUUCUAGCUUGCCAAGCUCAUAGGAUUGCUCAUAGAUUAUGGUCAAAUGGGAGAAAGAUUUUAGCUUUGUUGAUCCAGAAUAGAGUUUCUGAAGUAUUUGCAGUAGAUAUUCAUCCAGGAGCUCAAAUUGGUAGAGGAAUAUUGCUUGAUCAUGCAACUGGUGUUGUCAUAGGAGAAACUGCUGUUAUUGGAAAUAAUGUUUCAAUUUUGCAUAAUGUCACCCUUGGUGGAACAGGGAAAGCUUCAGGGGACAGACAUCCUAAGAUUGGUGAUGGGGUGCUGAUUGGUGCGGGUACUUGUAUCUUGGGGAAUGUUAGAAUUGGAGAUGGGGCAAAAAUUGGAGCUGGUUCAGUCGUGCUUAAAGAAGUGCCUGAUAGAACAACUGCAGUUGGUAAUCCUGCAAGGCUGAUUGGUGGAAAAGAGAAUCCCAUCAAGCUUGAUAAGAUCCCAAGUUUGACUAUGGAUCAUACUUCACACAUUAGUGAGUGGUCUGAUUAUGUCAUAUAGAUUUGAAUUUUGGCAUACAGCUGAAGUUUGGUUUGUUUAAAAGAUGGAGGAUUGACUAGGGAAGGAACCAUCUUUCUGGACAAUUUCCAACCAUCCACUUUGAUGUAAGAUUAUCAUAGUUUUUCCCCCCGUUUUUUUUUUUUUGGGUCUUAGUUUAAUAGUUUCAGUAGUACUAGGGUGCUGUUUUCUAUAUUACUGUCAUUUUGUGAGAGAACCUAAGUUCUCCUGGUGUAUUAUGGCAACCCAGGUUCCCAAAUUUGACAGAAUGCACUUCUAAUUUGUAUCAGAUAUAUGUGAUUGUCUCAAUGAUGGAACACUUCUCUACUUAUACACAUAGCAUUUGAUGGCUUUUUUGGGGACAUCCUCCGAGGCCCUCUUUUCUCAAUUUUUUUUUUCCAUUUGUGUGAAUAAUCUUAUCAAUCAAGCUCUGAAUCUGAUGGAUUAAAACUGUAAAACGAUGUUUGCUAACUCUUUGGAAAACAUAAGUAUGUAUGUUGCAGAAGAAUGUUUUUUUCUUCUGCUGAAACUUUCACCCCCCGUAUGCUUGGAAAUAUGGUCUUGAGGUUGUGAAGUUGAGAAUGAUUACACAAAGUUGUAUUGGAAGAAUUUCUUAUGCAAGAACAAAGCGCACAUGGCAGCAAGGUAGACUUUGCUAACCGGUUAAAUUGCAGUUUCGGCUUUAAUGAACUCAAGGUUAGUCAACAAGUCGCAGGUAUAUGUUCCUUCAAGCAAGAAAGAAUUAGCAUGCAGUGGUUGAUUUGAUAUGAUGACAGAUAAUGUUGUUUCGGACUUUCCCGCCUUUGAAUCGUGUUUGAGCAAAAUAGACAGAACACUUUAAACACUGUGCUUAAUCAUGUAGUAGUCAACCCACAGUUACAAUUACCACCCAUGGUUUCAAGGCUGAAUCAUGGGGCUGUCUUGAAAUCUUCAACUAAAACAUUAUCCUAGUUGUUGACAUUUUGUGCCCUUUUGAAGCUUUGGCUUUUUUUUCCAUGGCUUUCUUCAUUUGGAUGUCUGUCCUUGUUAACCUACUUCUGUCAACUGAGUUUUGAGUGCAGCCCUGUUUUGAACCAUAUGCACAGGUUCAUCGACCUGAUCGCCGUGUUGAUUUGCUCAUUUUUCUCCAGUUUUGGUCUCAAAGUAGAGAUGCCCGAGGAUUUAUUAACACUGGGGAUUCUUGAACUAGGGCUUGUGUCGCAUGUACUCCACAUUUCAUUCACUAGAUCAUUAAACCUAUAGAAGUAAUAGGUACAUAUCUGACCAAAAAUCAUCUUGAUCAACAUAUAGUAAUAUGGAAUUUAUAUCAAUCAAUUGGACCUUUUAUUUUGUCUUCUAGCUCGCCUUAAAAAUGUCGAAGGUUUACUUGACAAUUGAAAUGGAUCAGUUAGUACAUCAAAUACCAUUAUCAGAACCAACUGUCAAAUUCGCAUGCUCAUAAAUCCCGAAGAAACCAAGACUAUCAACCUUCAUUUUAUUCUGUCUCUCAAGACUCAUCAAAUGCAUGUGUUUUCGGAAUAUUGCCUCAUCAAUGGAACAUUAUUUUGGUCUCAAAAGGCAAGAAAAAUCUAGUAAUCUACACUCAACAAAAGGCGGAAAGUUUAAAGAAAAUACCCAUAACUUGUUGUUUAGUCUGUACAUACAUAAAACUGAAUAUACUCCAGUUUAUUGUAUAUUGAUUCAUCACUUCUACGGUUGACCAUAUGUAUGCUCAUUAUUUUGCUUGUAAAAUUAGGAACAUACUGAAUUUUGAUUCUUUCACAGCAGGAAAUAACAGUGUGGAAGAUGCAUAAAUUGAUCCAUAUUUCUUGGUCAUAUCCACCAGAGCCCGGUGGGUUAAACUAGAACAACAGGCCCAGUCUUGGAGGGAUACACCCACUUUCUUUUAGGCAGAGCAUUUCAUUCUCUCUUUUCAUUUUUUUAUUUUUUAUUUUUUUAAUUUGACAAAUUUCAUUCCAAUUUGGGUUCAGUCCCUGAGACUGAGAGACAAACACCCUUCAAAUUUGAUCAGCCUAGGGAAGAAAAGCCCAGUACAAGAAACUUUCAUGACCACUUCCACAGAAAUAAUGAAAUUGUAGAUGUGAAACCUUCCCUUAAGUUCCUUCGUACAAUUAGUAGGAUCAAAACUAAAUUAGAAAGUAUUUUCUAUAAUUAGACAAUAUUCUCGAUGAUAGUCGAAAGAAAUUCAAAAUUGAAAAAAAUAAUUAGUAAAGUUUUAAAUCGCGCAAAAUCUUUAGUUGGAGUUAGAAAAGUCAACAAUCAAAAUAUAGAAAAAUGGAAUUUCUCUGGACGAACUUUGUGGUGCGUCGCGAGUUUCACAAAGAUAAUGAUAACUUGACGCAAUACUUAUUAUGCUCCACGUGUUAUUUUCAACUAUUGAUCGUUGAGUCAGUUUUUUUUUUAAUUUUAUUUUUAAAAAAAAAGUGUGGAAGAAUUUUAAUUAAUUUACACAAAAUGCAUGGCUUAUUUAGUUUGGAACUUUUCUGAUUGAGAAUGUAUUUAAUUCAAAACUUUACAGUUUGUCAUUUUGAAUCAUAAAAACUAUAGCCUGAUUUUAAAUUAGUAAAAUUUCACUUAGUCAACUAUUUCGUCGGUUAUCAAAAGCGAUGCUAAAGUCGACGCUUAAUAUUUUCAUCACAUUUUAAACGAUUUCUAUGCAUAAUAUAUGAGUAGUCCAUAUAAAAUCAUAGUCGAGAAUAUAUUUCAAUAAGUUUUUUAGAUAGUUGCGACUUUUUGAUUGGGUUAAACAAAUGAC